CGUUUAGUACAGCGCUCAGCAGGAGUGUUGAACGCUCGGCUUCGCAGUCGGCGAUCUUUCGUAUUCUUCGUUUAUUUUCUUUUCUAUUCGUUUAAUUUGUAACUCCAGUCCUCUAGCCACUUCAUUAAUGAAACGUUCCCUAUACAUCGAGUGAGUUUCGCAGUGUUUACCGGCAAUUUUAUUUUGACAGUGUCACGUGCGAGAAUCGUAUUAUUACCGGUUCCGGAGUUUUUAAGUGUUUAUAACGCAACAAGGCCUUUACUUGACGCAGGUAGAGCCGGCGGAUCGUCCGAAGGUGAGAUAGUGUCGUGUUUGUUGAUGUUUAGAAGAAUCCAAACUCACAAUAACUUCAUUAAGACGGAAAGUUUAUUCAAGAAAGAAUAAUACUUUAAUACUGUUUCUUUCCAAUAAGAUUCUGUCGGCAAACUUGAAUAGUGUACUUUGUUAAGUGAACUUUAAAGGUGCCUGUAACUUACUACAUAACCUUAUUUUCAAACAAGGCGCGUGUUUUACGGACAUGCGCAGUCCGGUUCACCGAAAUUAUUUAUAAGUGUCUUGUAAUUUUAUAAACAAAGCUCGUGUCGUGUGGUUUUUGUGCCGGUCUGGAGUACGCCGCUAACGAGAAGUGCACGAUUGUUAUUUGAAUCUUCACACGACGUCCAUUGUCACCUAAUAAGAUAUUCGGAUUUUUAAAUCGAGAGUAUCCGUUCACCUGUGGGAUUGUGUUUUACCUGCGCGCGCACGGGUCUUCUUUAAAAGGUGUGCGCAGCUAUGAUGUCCUGUCCUUUGCCCCUGCCGCUGCUGCCGGCUUUGCAUCCACAACCAACGCUUACCUCGGACUUCCCUAUUCACAUCGGCAUAAAGAGGGGCUCCGACGAGCUUCUUUCGCAGAGUGGCGUCACCGUCAUGGCGCCCGCCGCUCCACACCAUGCGGAUAACAACAACCAAGAUUCGGCCGCCAAAAAGGUGAAACUGGAGCAGAAUGUGGGCAAGCCGUCGCGCGUCAUCCACAUCCGGAACAUACCAAACGAGACCACGGAGGCGGAAAUCAUACAGCUGGGUCUGCCCUUCGGCCGCGUCACCAACGUACUCGUCCUUAAAGGCAAAAAUCAGGCAUUCCUCGAGAUGGCGGAGGAGAUAUCAGCUGUAGCGAUGGUGGCUUACUUCGGCGGGUGCGUGGCGCAGCUCCGCGGGCGCGCCGUUUACGUCCAGUUUUCCAACCACAAGGAACUAAAGACCGAUCAGACGCAUAGCAACGCUCAGUCGGCAUCCGCUCAAGCAGCGCUGCAGGCGGCGCAAAUGAUCUCCAACAGCGCAGGUGCAGCGCUCGUCGCCGGCGCAGGCGCCGCACUGCAGCCCGCCAACGGUGGCACAGAAAUACAGGGCGGGCCGAACACGGUGUUGCGCGUGAUAAUCGAGCACAUGUUAUACCCGAUCGUGCUCGACGUGCUAUAUUCCAUCUUCCAGCGGUAUGGGAAAGUGCUCAAAAUUGUCACAUUCACCAAAAACAAUUCGUUUCAAGCGCUCAUCCAGUAUCCCGACACGGUGUCGGCGCAGACGGCGAAGACGGCACUGGACGGGCAGAACAUCUACAACGGCUGCUGCACUCUCCGCAUCGACUACUCAAAGAUGACUUGUCUUAACGUAAAAUACAACAACGACAAGUCUCGGGACUACACCAACCCCACACUGCCGUCCGGCGAUGGCGACGCGCACCAGUUGUUGACCAGUGGUGGUGUUUUAGCUCCGCCGUUUUUGGGAUUGGGAUCCGGUUUGGCGUCACCGUACGGUGUAGGCGUGGGUGGAGUGGGCCUGCCGGCAUUCGGAGCACUCACUCUGACCCCGGCAUCACCUGCUCUGCGCGCUCUCGCUGCCCCACCAAUGCCCCUGGCCACGGUUCUCCUCGUUUCUAACCUCAACGAAGAGAUGGUCACGCCUGACGCUCUCUUUACCCUUUUCGGCGUAUACGGCGAUGUGCAGCGAGUGAAGAUACUCUACAACAAAAAAGAUUCAGCUCUAAUUCAAAUGGCGGAACCGCAUCAAGCUCAUUUGGCGAUGACGCACAUGGACAAGCUGCGCGUGUUCGGUAAGGCGAUGCGCGUAAUGCUCAGCAAGCACCAGACGGUGCAGCUGCCCAAGGAAGGUCAGCCAGACGCCGGACUCACCAGAGACUACUCGCAGAGCCCGCUGCAUAGAUUCAAGAAGCCUGGCAGCAAAAACUACCAGAACAUCUACCCGCCGAGCGCCACCCUGCACCUCUCCAACAUUCCAGCGACCGUCUCCGAGGAAGAUAUUAAGGAGGCGUUCACCAAGCGCGGCUUCACGAUCAAAGCGUUCAAGUUCUUCCCUAAGGACCGCAAGAUGGCGCUGGUGCAGCUGAUGUCAAUUGACGACGCAGUAGCGGCGCUCAUCAAGAUGCACAACUACCAGCUCUCCGAGUCCAACCACCUCCGGGUCUCCUUCUCCAAAUCCAGUAUCUAAACUACAUUUGCCGCCGACAUCGGAAUAUCACACAAUUAUUUACCUCGGCCAUUGUCAACGAUUUAUAAUCUGUUAAAAAUUCGAUUCAUAUUUUAUUGAGUCAAUAUCAGAAUUUGGGCUCAAAUAAAAUGUUAUAUUUAUUCUAAAUCGAUUGUUUCGUUUAGAUCGUUGACAGCGGCCGGUGUUGCCAGUCGCGUCCCUGUAUUGACAGUUGUAUCGCGAUUAUAAAAUCGAUUUCCUUAGCUGUAUUGAUAUUGAACGCGCGUCGAGUGACGCUGCGACUGUCGAUUACGAUAUAGUACCUCUCACUCAAAUCGAGAAUAAUGCUCGACUGAAAUUUUUAAAUAUAAUCUAUAUUACGCUUACUCGGAACAGUCUAGAAGUUAAGUGCUACUAUUUCCUUAGUGUAAAUGUACAACUUACUAUAACUGUACAUGUUAUGUUAAGGGACAUUUCACUUCACGAUGCGAUCCAAGGACCUGGAUAGGUUUCCUUAUCAUGGAUUGUCACUCAUAUGCGGAGAGGAUUUCUAUUUUGUGUGAUAUUCAUAUCUUAUGUUGUUUCCAUAAUUAUAUCGGAUGUUUCCGUUGAUUUAACAUUAUCAGUGUCUGUCGGUGAACUUGGAUUGUUUGCAAUUAGAUUGCGCUAGAAUUAUUUACAUUUGGCAUUACCCAGUGCUAUGCAAUGUGAGACAUUGUCUGUUUACGGUUAUCAUUUCAGGCAAUUGUGCCGUCUGAAUAUUUUAACAUAUUUAUCACUAGUUAAAAACAUAUUUACUUUGUCACAUAUAAUUUGCAGUUAUCGAUAUAAGAUUAUAUUUUAUAAAUAUAUUUUAUGCUCUAUUUUAAUAUGCACAAUUUACUAUUAUUGCAUUUCUAUUAAAUAUGGUUUUGUACGCAUACACAUUUUUCUUUUAUAUAAUUAUAAUACUGAAAUGCUUUAGAAAUGUGUAUGUGUGUGCAAUAUUAGUUGUAGCAACAUUUAAAUAGAUUAUGUUAGACAUAGAUCAUAUAUUAUCUGUAUCUCUCCCUUCCAUAUCUGUUACGUUUUCUAUCUGUUCAUUGUUCCGAUAGUCUUCUCUGUUAGUUAGCGUAAUCAUAACUCCUACGGCUAGCGUCUAGUGAAUAUAUCACGAUAUAUAUAAAUGUUAUGUUUAGUGACAUAAUAGUGACAUGAUGCAUUUAUUUUGAUGUUAAUUUUUAUAUUAAUGGUAGCUGCAACAUACUAUAAAUGCUCGUGCGUACAUUUCACUAAGCAAUUAUUCAUAGAUAAAUAUUUAUUUAUACCCGUUAGGGAGUUCCGAUUUCGUACGUGCGGUGUGGCCGAGCGCGCUAUAACGUAUUUUUUAGAAUUAUAUUCUUUGUAAUGUGGUGGUGUGGCCGCACCGCGAUGACAGCGUCCCCGCGCCACUGCGCCCGCCGGCGGCAACGCUCAGUCAGUAUUCGUUCUCUGACAGUUAUUUCGUUAAGGAAUCAGUAUUUUAGUUUUAUAGCUCUCCCUUUGCACUUUGUAUAUACCUAACCCUCGCUACGGCGAGUACUCAUUAUUCCCGGACUUUCCCUUUUCAAAUGAAUUGGUUUUCACACAUCUUUGCCUUCUUAAAUUAUUUGUAAAAUGCGUCUAGUCCAAUGCAAAAGAGAUUAAGUUUGUGAAUUAAGUAGAAUCGUUUAUAUUGUCGAUGAAAUAUCCUUUUAAAUUUCUCUCCAAUAAGCUUCAAAACUUUUAAUUUAUUAUAAUAGUUUUUUCGACAUAGGAUGGUGCCCAGCGAAGCCUAUGCUAUUAACUUAGGACCAGUUUUAAGUGUUCAGUUACACGUCCAGAUUAUGUGAUUAGGCAAAGCAUGCGUGAAACAGAUACCUGAAUUAUGACAAAUUAUUGAAAACGUUUCCUAAAUUUUACGAAGCAACGUGCGGCUGUCAAAGUUAGUUGAUACUUGGACUGCAAAGAAUUACAUAUCUUCGAUGUCACAAGCUGUAGUUAUUCAAAUAUAUAGCGGAUUGUUUGUUGUUUAUGUUGUUAACAUUGAUUCGUGUGAGGUGUGAGGGAGUCGUCUUCGUGCAACUGACAUGAAGUGACAGUUCAGUGA
Papilio xuthus (Asian swallowtail) is the source of this 4567-nucleotide messenger RNA. RefSeq names its product polypyrimidine tract-binding protein 1 heph (gene heph). Gene Ontology annotation, biological process: mRNA processing. The transcript is spliced from 16 exons. NCBI's taxonomy places the organism in Eukaryota, Metazoa, Arthropoda, Insecta, Lepidoptera, Papilionidae. The record is from RefSeq and is a predicted model, not a curated record. Gene Ontology annotation, molecular function: RNA binding. Bases 772 to 2481 code for a protein of 569 amino acids. Gene Ontology annotation, cellular component: nucleus.